Episyrphus balteatus (marmalade hoverfly) is the source of this 1928-nucleotide messenger RNA. RefSeq names its product protein eiger (gene egr). The transcript is spliced from 7 exons. Gene Ontology annotation, molecular function: receptor ligand activity; tumor necrosis factor receptor binding. Gene Ontology annotation, biological process: immune response. The record is from RefSeq and is a predicted model, not a curated record. NCBI's taxonomy places the organism in Eukaryota, Metazoa, Arthropoda, Insecta, Diptera, Syrphidae. The coding region runs from base 411 to 1745 and encodes 444 amino acids. Gene Ontology annotation, cellular component: membrane.
AAAAAUAAUAAUAUAUUUAAUUUGAAGUAUUUGAAAUGUAAAUUUGUUUGAAACAAUACAACAAAAGUAUCUCAAAAUCAUUUGUUUAUAGAGAUACCAGUAUCUUUCUUAACUACUCUUAGUUUGCAGUGAUUGAAGCUAUAUAGAAUUAUUCAUCCGUCUAACGAGUUUUAUGCGAUCUUGUAUUGAUUCCUUUUUCUUGAACAAAUGAAAAAAAUAAUAUCAUUAUCCUGAAGGGAAAAAGUAUCUUUUAUCUUUGUAGAACGAAAUAUAUCAAGAGUGAAAGAUUAGUGACCUUGUGUUGUGGUAGUAAAAUGAUAAUUUUGCUCUAAUAUUUGAGAUAUAUUUAUCUUUUUAAAUAAAAACUUCAUAUAAAAGAAAACCAAAUCUAUACGAAAAACAUCUUCAAGAUGACUGCUGAAUCUUUGAAACCCUUCAUAUCGUUGCCAUCAUCGGCAGAUAAUUUUUCAACUAAGAAAAAAUCUCCACAUAAUCUUAUCAUGAUCGGAUUAAGUGCAUCGUUUAUUAUUGUUUCGAUUGUUCUGCUUGGAUUCACGAUAUGGAAUACAAUACGAGUGUGUGAACUACAAAAAGAAGUAAACUCAUUAAAUAAAAUUGUUGGUAACAUGCAGAAACGUUUGGGGCUCCAUUAUUUGGACGAUCUGAGUGAAAUAGAUGAUUCGUUAGACAACGUCCUGGUUGAGGACCCUAGCCCGUAUAGCACUGGCAACGAUGACGACGACGAUGAUGAUGAUGAAAAUAGUGAGGAAGACGAAGAAAUCAAAACUAUUCCUGCUAUUUUGGAAGACUACGACGAUGAUGACAUCGUUGACGGCAGCGGCCUUUACGAUGAUGAAGACGACGAGGACAUGGGUGAUAGUGCUUACGACAGUGGCAUGGAAGACGUAUCCUUACAGCCCAAGAAGAAAAGGGUAACCCGAUCGAUAUCAUCAUCAUCGAAUGGAAUUCCAAUCUAUGAGGAUUCAUAUGCUAUGAAGAGAAAUCGCACUGGGGGUCCGGAGGAUGAGCGUAUUGAACAACAUUUGCUGGCGAACAAAAAUCCGACACCCACUUUGCGGUACGAUUGGAGUGAAAAAUCACCAAGAACAACAACAACAGAGUCAGCUAUGGUAGUGGAAAAACGUGGAAGGUAUAAGAGUGCUCCAAGUAAUAUGAUUCGGUCACUAAAUACACCCAGGCAGAAAUUACAUCGUCAGUUUAGGAGUCGUCGAUUGUUACGUCCCUUGCUUAAAAGUGGAAGACCUGAAGCUUUGACAGCACUUCCCAUCCCACAUCCGGUGGCAGUACAUUAUCAUUUGAAUAAUACAAUAUCUGGAAAACAUGUUUUACAUCCAAGUCACAAUAAACUACCACAUGAUGGUGAUGUCUACAUUGGAGCACCACAUCCGUGGGCCAGAACACUUGGAAUGGACAAAGCCUUCGAAUUGAAUCACGGCGUUUUGACUGUCAAAGAAGGUGGCUUAUACUUUGUAUAUGCUCAGAUUUACUAUGACAAUCGUUUUGAUCGCAACGGCUUCGUGGUAUAUCACAAUAUUCAACCAUUCCUGCAGUGUGCCUUGUUUGUCCCAACAAAUACUGUUAAGAGUCACACGUGCUACACAAGUGGUGUUGUUUAUUUGGAAGGCAAUGAUGAAUUACAUUUGCGUGAUAUUCAUCAGGAUCGUGUUGUUAUGCUGACAAAUGCUAAAAGUUUCUUUGGUGUAAUUAAACUGGGCGAGAUUUAAUUUAAGCUGAAUAGGCCAGUUUAUAAAUAAAUAAAAAAAAAAAACAGUAGAAAAUAAUCUCAUAAUCUUUGUUCUACUGUAACGAAAACAAAACUGAAACGAACAAAAAAAUAAAAUUUAAGUUUAUUUUUUAAGUUAAAUAACCAAAAAUAUAAAAGAAAAACAAAACUAAAAAACAAUCAA